GCCGAAGGAACAAGAGGCGCGAAAAGCGAAAUGAAAUCGAAUUGAGUGUGCACCGCGCACCUGAAUAAAAAUUCGUGGCGGAAAGGCAAGAAUUACUUUUCGAUUCGUUUUCUUGCGUGGCUGUUGCUUUUUUCCCUGUGCGGAAGUGUCGCCAGCCAGCAUCCGUGAUUUCUUGCUGUUUUUGUCUUAGCGUACAACUCUUGGCCUUGGCCACAUCCAACAAGUGCCUGCUAAAAACUCAUUUUAUUAACACAUGUAUUUUACAUUUUAUAAGGCCCAUAAAAUGUGUUUAUAAAUAAAAAAGUAAAUAUUUUAACGCACCCGAAAGACAAAAAAAAAGAGUGAAAAAGAGAGAGAUGCGAGAAAUUUUCACCCUGCGUGUGUGUGUGGCCUAUGUGGGUAAUUGUUGAUCAAUUGUCAUGUGCAAAAAAUAAAAACAAUAACAGCCAGCGAAAUUCAUUCAGCAUCAUCAAUGGGAAGCAUUGCAAAAUCAACCAAGUGAAACGGAACCUAAUGAAACAAGCCCCACGAAAAACAGCGGAAAACAACGAGAUUACAGUGACAAGUGGCGAACGAACUCGGGAACUCUGAGAUUACUCGAAAUCCCAAGCACCAAGUACAGUGGUGAUUCGGCAUUGCUGAGGUCCAGAAAACUCCAUAAUCGCAAAUUUCUGUGCUCUAUAAGUGAAUCACUCACUGAUAUGUUCUUUUAAAUUCCCAAAAACACAACGAUAACAUUAAAACCCGAGUUGAUAAUUCAAAUCGAGACUUCUGAGUGCCACAAACGAUCGAAAGUCGCCAAGAUCAAGAGCAAUAAAAUUAAUAUUCCACAGAUAAACAAAUUGUAUAAGGUCUCAUCCAAUAAAAUAAAUAUUCCUCAGAUCCCAGACGAGCGAAAAGUUCACGAAAAGCAAUAAAAUCCAUAUAACUGAGGUCCAAACGGUUAAGAAAUGAAUAAUAUAACCAUUGCGAAUCAAGUGCUGUGAACAACAGCAAAUUGAAACGCUCUAAGAAAGCGCCUCUUCAUAAUAAUAAUAAUAAUUGAGGCAGGGCGUUGUCGAUAACCAACAUGGGACCUUUAUGACCUGAUGGAAUAUUUUUAUUUAUUAACAUAUGCCAGACAUUGGAAAUCACCCGAUCUAUUCGGGCAACUUGUGGAGCAUAACCAAAACCAAAAGGUAUUUUGAGUGCCCGUAAACUUUUGAUCUUGUGGAACAGAGCUUUUGAACUGAAAAUUUAAGUAAGCUGUAUUUUGAGCACUACGUUUACAAGAAAACCUAUCAGACUGUAUAGAGAAAAUUGUUUAAAUCAAAAUUAUAAUUGUCAAGAGCUGAACUUUAUGUUUGGCCUAUAAUAACACAUACCAAAAAGUGAUGUUUUAGAGAAAAACCCUACUUUGAGAGUUAAGGAACAGAACUGUAUGAUUGAAUACCUACUAUAGAAAAGGAUUCUUGGUUAAGUUUUAGUAAUAACAAACUGAACCUAAGAACCAUCUAAUGAUAUAUUUAAUUUUCGUGGAUAAAAGACAGAUUUGAAAAAGUAUCAGACUGAUAUCAUCUUAACUCUUUGGGCAAGCAAAGAAAUCAAGUUUAAAUCAUAGGCAGUAGUCCAUGCCACCUUUUGAAGAGGGUGAAGUACAGCCAGAGGAGCAGAUACCUCUAAAGCCACCGCGUAGACAGAGGAAAAUGAAGUCUGCGGAACAGGAAAACGCCGCCCAACCGUCGGCGGCGGAGGAUCACGAGGAGGAGCAACUGCUGCCGCCGGCCACCGGGAUGAGUAAUCUACGCUAUGCCCGGGCCAAUUUGAGCCAGAGCAGCCUGAUGCUGAGCCACCAGCAGGGCUCCUUUGAAUCAUCCACCGAGCGAACGGCGAGCAGCGAGACCCUGGAUGUACUGCCAUAUUCGAGGCGCUACCAGGUGCAUCCCCAGCCGAACCGCAUGGGCUCGGGGAUUCGGCAGCCAACUUCGGCCUUGGCGAGCGCUCUGCAUGCCACUGCCAGAUUGGCGGCCAGUGUGGAUGCCUAUACGGCGGCGGCUACAGCAGCCACAGCGGCAACCGGCGACUACGGCGACUAUAUGCGCCAGAAUCCGCACCUCAGUCACAUCCACCCGUCCACCCAGAAUACCCAGCAGCCACCCCACCACCACCUCCAACCGCAGCUGCCUCACCAUCAACUGGGAAAUCUCAGAGCGAGCAAUUUUGUUGGGUCGUCGCGGUAUCUCUAUCACAGCCAGUUCAAUUCGAAUUCGCCGCAAACGAGACGCUUCACUGCGCUUCAGCGAGACGGCUCGCCAGCAUUCGCGGCUUCAGCGGCAGCAGCUUCAUUGGCGGCAGCUUCAGCAGUAGCACCACUAGCGCCACUAGCACCACUGGCCCCACUCGCACCACAGCUAGCCUCCAUAGCAUCGCCCUCAUUUGCGGCCCAGCCGCCGCCCUUUCAGUUGCGCACCUAUCAACAGAAUCAAUCCUACCGCUUUCAGCCGCGCGGACACCACCGAACCGGCAGCAGCAGCAUGUCGCAGUCUGGAGAGGAUCUCCACUCGCCCACCUACCUGUCCUGGCGGAAGCUACAGCUGAGUCGCGCCAAACUCAAGGCCUCCAGCAAGACGUCCGCCCUGCUCUCCGGAUUCGCCAUGGUGGCGAUGGUGGAGGUGCAACUGGAUCACGACACAAGCGUGCCACCGGGCAUGCUGAUAGCCUUCGCCAUCUGCACCACGCUCCUGGUGGCCGUGCACAUGCUGGCCCUGAUGAUCAGCACCUGCAUCCUGCCAAAUAUCGAGACGGUGUGUAACCUGCAUAGUAUUUCCCUGGUCCACGAAUCGCCGCACGAGCGCCUGCAUUGGUAUAUCGAGACGGCGUGGGCCUUCUCCACGGUGCUGGGCCUGAUACUCUUCCUCCUAGAGAUAGCCAUCCUGUGCUGGGUGAAGUUCUAUGACCUCAGUCCGCCGGCGGCCUGGUCGGCCUGUGUGGUCCUCAUCCCGGUGAUGAUCAUCUUCUUGGCCUUCGCCAUUCACUUCUACCGCUCCCUGGUGUCGCACAAGUAUGAGGUGACGGUCUCUGGGAUUCGAGAGCUGGAGAUGCUCAAGGAGCAGAUGGAGCAGGAUCAUUUGGAGCAUCACAACAACAUACGAAAUAAUGGCAUGAACUACGGCGCCUCCGGGGACAUUGUCUAGCAACUCUUGAGAGGAUCCUCGAGCGGAUCGAACGAAAAAGACAUAGCGGCUCAGGGCAAGCCUCAGAUUAUUUUAGUGAAACACAUAUAUUGUAAAUUUGUAGUUGAUGCAAAUUGUGAUACGCGGAAGGCAGUAGAUUUCUACUAUAUACAUACGUGAACUGUAUUCUGUAUUGCGUGUGGAUCGAGUGCUGUAGUUCUUUAUAUUUUUUAUGGCAAUAACACAAUUGUGAAAGACCCUAAUUAAAGCAAUACUUCGGACCAUCAAAUUCGAUGAAUAUUCCUCAAAAAUUAGCUCAUAUUUGUUACAUAUAUAUAUAUAUUUAUUGCGUGUAUUUUAAAUUGAAUGCCGUCUUCUUUUUUUUGGAACCAUCCUUGGCAGUCUUCCCUUUUAUUGUUUAAGAAUAUUUUGGACACAACUUGAUUGUCUUAGCCCUUAAUUUAAUGUUAGGCCAAUUGUGUAAGCGAAACCGCGCUGUAAUUUAUAUAUAUAAUUUAUGAUUAAAAGAUUUUUCUAUA
Messenger RNA from Drosophila subpulchrella, 3691 nucleotides. RefSeq names its product calcium release-activated calcium channel protein 1 (gene Orai). The coding region runs from base 1611 to 3173 and encodes 520 amino acids. Gene Ontology annotation, molecular function: store-operated calcium channel activity. Lineage: Eukaryota; Metazoa; Arthropoda; Insecta; Diptera; Drosophilidae. Gene Ontology annotation, biological process: store-operated calcium entry. Gene Ontology annotation, cellular component: membrane. The record is from RefSeq and is a predicted model, not a curated record. The transcript is spliced from 2 exons.